Pelmatolapia mariae (spotted tilapia) is the source of this 1236-nucleotide messenger RNA. RefSeq names its product tektin-5-like. The coding region runs from base 1 to 1236 and encodes 411 amino acids. The transcript has 8 exons. Gene Ontology annotation, biological process: cilium assembly; cilium movement involved in cell motility. Lineage: Eukaryota; Metazoa; Chordata; Actinopteri; Cichliformes; Cichlidae. The record is from RefSeq and is a predicted model, not a curated record. Gene Ontology annotation, cellular component: nucleus; microtubule cytoskeleton.
AUGCCUGUCCUGUCCAGCAAUAAAAUCCUGGUGAGCAGCAACAGGCCAAAGUCUAAGGAGAGCAAGCGGCUUGAAGAUGAAAUAGUCUAUAACCUGGGUGAAGAUAUUUCUUGGAUGCCUUCUGCCACUCGCAGCACCAUGAGGUAUCUCGGCUCUCGGCACAGGGAAAUCAGUCAGUGGCAGGCCCAGUUUUCUGAGAUUAUGAGCCAGCUGGAAAGAGAAGUCACUGCUCUGGAGCAGCUGAAAGACAUCGUUGACAGCUUUCUCCAAGAGAUGCAGUUGUGCCUUCAGCUGUUGAGCGACUGUAUUUCAGUCGUAAACACCCUGAGCCCAGCAGUCCUGAGCCAAGACCCCGUUUACGCCGAGCUGAGGAAAGAAGAGAGGCUGACGAACGACAGCGGAGAAAUUCUGCAGGCGCAGGUCUGCAUCCUGCUCAGCAAAAUAAGUUCUCUGAAGAAGAUCCACAGUGAGCUGGGAGCAGAUUUACACGACAAAGGUGAAGCCACCAAGUUUACCAUGAAAUGCAUGACCCUUGAGCUCAACAUGCCGAGCUCCUGUCUGCCUGCCGGUCAGUACAAGCCUCACCAUGUGGGCUAUGACACAUGGCUGUCUCACUGCAAAGACCUGAAGACGGCGGCCAACAUCCUGAUGAAGGACUCUUCUUCCUUCAGGGGAAACCUGAGGUUCUCUAUGGCCAAUAUAAAAAACGCCCACAAGCGUCAGCGCCGCAGGACAGACGACUCUCUGAGGAAGAAAAUCCACGAACUGACCAGAAACCAGGAAAUGCUGCUCUUGGAGAGAAAGCAGAUCAGUGAUGACAUUUCUGAUCAGACCAGAGAAAUACAGAAACUGAAGUGUGAGAUCAGGAGCUGUGACACCAAACUGGAUCAUGCUUCCCACCGCCUGGACAUCCUCAACCAGAGACCUGGAUACGAGCUCUGCCGGGACUUGCCGCACAUCAGCCUCACGCUGGAGAAUUAUGACCUGGUAAAAAUAGGAGCUGGACUUCGCUCAGCGCUGAAGCUCUCUCAUCAGAACCUGGAGCUCCAACACAAGCACCUGAUGAUUGUCGAGGAGAAACUGUCCAAAAACGCUCACAUCCUAGAGGUGGAGCAGAAGUGUCAGAGCCUACUUCAGACUUUCCAGCCUGCCCAUGACACCGUUGUGGUCCUCGCCAACAAGGCCAAACUUCACAAGACCACGAGCAGCUCCAGCUGUCGUGAAUGCUUUCAGUAG